UACAGUCUGGAUAUCGUUCAGAGCUGCUUUGGGAAACCAGAAGUUACUGAAAAUGUCCAGCAGGUAUCACAAAGCAGCAGCCGAUGGCAAUUUGGACCUCUUGAAAGAAGCCACUAGGAAAGACCUCAAUACUUCUGAUGACGAUGGGAUGACGCCCACCCUUCUGGCAGCAUACCAUGGCUAUCUGGAAGCUCUGGAAGUCAUCUGUCGGAGGGGAGGUGAUCCGGACAAAUGUGACAUCUGGGGCAACACUCCUCUCCACCACGCCGCUUGCAAUGGUCAUAUCCAUUGCGUUUCUUUUUUGAUCAACUUCGGUGCCAAUAUAUUUGCUCUGGACAAUGACCUCCGCACUCCCCUGGAGGUGGCUGCCAGCAGAGACCGCAAUGAAUGUGUCCAAAUCCUGGACAAAGCCGCCACCGAGCAGAACAUGUUGAACCCAAAGAAGGUCUCCAAACUCAAAGCGCAGGCCCAGAAGAAUGUGGAGAAACAAAUCAAGGAAUGCGAGAAGCGCCAAGAGAAACACCAGCAUGAAAUGAACCGGCAUUAUAUGAAAGAAAAGGUUGACACAGUAAAUUCUUCCAGAGGGACACACUCCCGAGUAAAGUUGCCUAGUCUCUUUGCUUCAAAUACAACAAGUCCUUUCACCAAAAAUCUGAAAGAUACUUUCAAACUGAAGGCAAAAAAGGCAGCUGGCAGCACAAGAAGCCAGGAAACGCAAAGCAAUGACCAAGAGAAUGGUAUGGGUAGGAGAACUGUGAUGCAUUUUUUCGAUGAGAAAGAGGAGGAUGAAUUACUGAAUGACCUCGGAGAGAAAAACUUUUCUGAUAAUGACAGUCAGGUCUCCAUUUUUAAGCGGCCAGGUCUCGGCAAGAUUGUAUUUGGAAGGAAUUUGGCUGCGGAUAUAAAUCCUGGAACUGUGUCUUCUGAGCAAGAAGUUGUAAGCUUUAAAAUGUCCAGGGAGCUCUUUCAGUAUGAAAAUGCUGAGGAGGGUGGGGGAGAUGAUGCUGAAAAUGGUGCCAAUAUCCCUUGGCAUGAGGAAGAAGUCAUCUGGGAUGACGAGGAAACAGAGAACACACCCCUUGAGGUAUUUCUGGCAUCACAGAUGCUGGAUGAGUUUCUUCCAGUCUUUAUGAGGGAAAAAAUUGAUUUGGAUGCGCUGAUGCUAUGUUCUGAUGAAGAUCUACAGAGCAUUCAGAUGGAGCUUGGGCCAAGAAAGAAAGUCCUGAACGCCGUGAAUAAAAGAAAACAAGCACUCAAGGACCCCGGGAAGACUGUAGAUACUUCCUUAUAAAUUAACGUACCUGUUGCUGUGACCUGCACACUGAUUCAUUCUUUUCCUCUUUCUAAGGAGCAUGCAAUUCUUUUCAGAUGUCUGCUAAAGCAAAAGGCAGAGAGGUUACCAACUGCUUUAGAAAGUACAGCAAGGACAAAGAUUUUUCUCUCUGCAGAGAUGGCUGUGGUGCACGGGGUAUUAAUUAAAGCACAUUCUGCCAAAAAGAAAGAACGUGAAAGUAAAAACCCAAAAGCUAUAGACUCAAACCUGUUUCUCCCUAAACUGUUUAUGGGGAUUGGAUUUCUUCUCGUCAGAGUAACUUUAAAUAUCAGUGAAGACCAGCCAUGCUACGUUCCUUAAUAAAGCCCUUCCCUUCUUCUCCAAAACCACAAUGCAAAGAGCAUCCCACAGCUUGAGAGCUUUGAGGUUUCUCCAUUCGCUUCAGUUAGAUUGUGACAAGCCGCCCUUCCUGGGACUGAUGAUAUCUUAGAAAAUGCCUCUGAAUCUUGAUUUCAGCUAUGGCUGAUAAUAGCUUCUGAACAAACGUAAAUAAGGCUAAUUAACAGCAAGUUUCCUGUUCCUGUCAGUAAAGUGGUUUGCCUCUGUAUUGGUAUUAAUUUAAAAAUACAUGAA
Grus americana (Whooping crane) is the source of this 1906-nucleotide messenger RNA. RefSeq names its product ankyrin repeat and sterile alpha motif domain containing 4B (gene ANKS4B). The transcript has 2 exons. The record is from RefSeq and is a predicted model, not a curated record. Gene Ontology annotation, biological process: brush border assembly. Bases 53 to 1291 code for a protein of 412 amino acids. Gene Ontology annotation, molecular function: protein binding. Lineage: Eukaryota; Metazoa; Chordata; Aves; Gruiformes; Gruidae.